UAAAUCAGAACAUACACGUCGCAAACGUCACCAAAAAAAAACGUCGAAAACAAAUUAUUGGUAAAUUUCAUAUAAAUAAAAUGUUGAAUUAAUCGCAGCCACCGUACUGCUAUCGUGCGUAUAUGUGGGCGAGAGUGUGCGUGUGUGUGUGCAUGUCUGUGUGUGUGUGCGCCGUGUCCAAGUGGCAGUAAAACAUACAAUACAUAUGUGAGAAGAGAACACUGCACCAACAACAACAGCAAACGCAAAUUGUGAAAAGUGGAAGCCAGUUAGGUGCAAUUAAAGAGUAGCCUGAACCUAGCACAAGCACAAUGUCACUGCCGGGCAACGGUAUUUAUGUGGUGCGCGGUGAAAUGGCCACCUUAAUGACGGCCAUGCGACGUGGAACACGCUGGAAUGCAACAGCCUACGUGGACGAGGAGAAGGAUGCGUUACUCAAGCUCUUCAUCGAUCUGAAGCAAAUACUAAAUCGCAUUGAGGAUUUGCGUUUGAUUGAACCAAAUGUGUUUCUGGCGCCUUUUCUCGAGGUGAUUCGCACAGCGGACACCACAGGGCCAUUGACUAGUCUUGCCCUAGCCUCGGUUAACAAAUUCCUGUCGUAUGGCCUUAUUGAUCCCACUACUCCAAAUCUGGCUGUGAUUGUGGAGCUGAUUGCGGACGCUGUCACGCAUGCUCGCUUCAUGGGCACCGAUCAAUCGUCGGAUAGCGUCACCUUUAUGCGUGUCAUCGAAGUGCUGCACACAUUGAUCCGAAGUCCCGAAGGGGCUGCCGUCAGCAAUGAGUCCAUGUGCGAGGUGAUGCUCAGUUGCUUUAAAAUUUGUUUUGAACCGCGCCUCAGUGAAUUGCUGCGACGCUCGGCCGAGCAGUCGCUCAAGGAUAUGGUGCUGCUAUUCUUUAUGCGUUUGCCACAAUUCACGGAGGACCGUAGUGACACUGUUCUACAAAAGCGAUUCACCAUCUCAGAAGCAGCUGGUGCACCUCCUGAGAAACAUAAACGCAAAACAUCACAGUCGCUCGCUGUGCAGCAGAAGGCAUCGACAGGCGAGGAGCCGCCACAGACACCUCAGAGCACGCUCGCUGCACCGGCGCAUUUAAAGGCGUCCAUUCUGGCGACAACGCCUGCAUCCCCAGCUGGCAAUAUCUUAGAUAUGCAGGGCAAGAUCACGCAAACGCCAACAACAACAACAACAGCAGCCACAGCACAACUAGAUGCACCAGUUGAUGUGCCAGCUAUUCAAGUCGAGCAGUCAGCGGAGCCGGAGGCAACUGCUGAUUGCGAUGACGUGUCGUCGACGGCGGUGGCCACGCUGACCGAAGCGAACAGCAGUGAAUACAUCAACUCGGUUGGAGUUCGUUUUACGCAGCAAACAUCUGCGGAGGAUUCGGCUGCAUUGUCCGCCACAUUGACGCCAUAUGGUCUACCUUUUAUUCAGGAAUUGUUUCGAUUUCUAAUCAUUCUGUGCAAUCCUCUGGACAAACAGAAUUCGGACAGCAUGAUACACACGGGUCUGAGCUUGCUAACCGUUGCUUUUGAGGUGGCCGCCGACAAUAUUGGCAAAUACGAGACGCUGUUGGCGCUGGUUAAGGAUGAUUUGUGCAGGAACUUGAUAUCUCUGUUGACUUCGGAACGUCUGAGCAUCUUUGCUGCUGAUUUGCAGCUUUGCUUUUUGCUCUUUGAAUCGCUGCGCGGUCAUCUAAAGUUCCAGUUGGAGGGCUAUCUGAAAAAGUUAAGUGAAAUUAUUGCCAGUGACAAUCCGAAAACUCCAUACGAGAUGCGCGAACUAGCACUUGACAAUCUGCUGCAGCUGUGGCGUAUUCCAGGCUUUGUCACUGAACUGUACAUAAAUUACGACUGCGAUUUGUACUGCACCGAUAUGUUUGAGAGUCUCACCAAUCUGCUGAGCAAGUACACGCUUUCUGCCACAAAUGCGGUGUACAGCACUCACAUCAUCUCCAUGGAUACAUUGAUCAGCGUCAUCGAUUGCAUUGAGCGCAAUUGUGCUGCAGCUAAAAACAACGCUUCUGUUGUCCAAGCAGCAGCAUCGCAACCUAAUGUUGGUGGCAGUCGGCAUUCGCGUCACAACAGCGGGCUCGAGGGGAUUGUUAUCGACAAUGGCGAGGAGCCGGUCGAGAAUAUUGCGAGCUUCAUUAACAGCAGUUCGCAGCGUCUGCGAUUGCAAUCAAAGAGCAUGAGUGGCGACAUUACCAGCGAACAGCUGGUCAACGUUAAGGAGAAGAAACGACUGCUGUCUAAGGGCACCGAGUGGUUUAAUCAGCGCCCCGACAAAGGUAUACAAUACCUGCAGGAGCAUGGCAUACUCCAUGCCCAACUCGAUCCCAUGCAGGUGGCGCUCUUUCUGCGUGAGAAUCCAGGUCUCGACAAGAAAAUGAUUGGCGAAUAUAUUUCCAAAAAGAAGAAUGUGGACUCGAAGAUUCUAAUCAAUUUCGUCGACUCGUUCGACUUUACGGGACUCCGCGUAGAUCAGGCGCUGCGUCUCUAUUUGGAGACGUUCCGUUUGCCCGGUGAAGCACCUUUGAUAUUCCUCGUCCUGGAGCACUUUUCAGAUCAUUGGCACAAUCAAAACAAGGAGCCAUUUGCCAAUACGGAUGCCGCCUUUCGCUUGGCGUAUGCCAUCAUUAUGCUGAACAUGGACCAGCAUAAUUCCAAUGCCAAGCGUUUGAAUGUGCCAAUGACUCUGGAGGAUUUCACAAAGAAUUUGCGUGGCCUAAAUGGUGGUGAGGACUUUGAUCAAGAGAUGCUGGGACAGAUAUUCAAUGGCAUUAAAAAUGAGGAGAUUGUGAUGCCUGCUGAGCAGACUGGACUCGUGCGUGAAAACUACUUGUGGAAGAUGCUGUUGCGACGCGGCGCCACCCACGAUGGUCACUUCCACUAUGUGCACGACGCCAGUUACGAUGUGCAAAUCUUUAACAUUGUUUGGGGCGCCUCAUUGAGUGCGCUCAGCUUUAUGUUUGACAAGAGCACCGAGACGGGUUACCAGCGCACCUUGGCUGGCUUUAGCAAAUCUGCAGCUAUAUCGGCGCAUUAUAAUCUUCAUGCUGAUUUUGAUGCACUCAUUCUGACUUUGUGCAAAUUUACAACAUUGUUGAGCAGCGUCGAGCAACACGAACCGGUGCCGGCAAACAACGAGAUUCAACAGGCGGUCAACUUUGGACUCAAUGCCAAGGCGCAGUCGGCAAUGCGAACUGUAUUUCUGCUAGUGCACGGUUAUGGGGACUGUUUGCGUGAGAGUUGGAAGCAUAUUUUGGAUCUGUUUCUGCAGCUAUUCCGCCUGAAACUGCUGCCCAAAACUCUCAUCGAGGUGGAGGACUUUUGCGAGCCCAACGGCAAGGCUUUGCUCAUAUUGGAGAAACCACGCGAGAAACAAGAGCAAAGUCUGUUCUCCAGCUUGUAUUCGUUCAUCAGCUCAGAAGGGCAGCGUGAGCCAACGUACGAAGAGCAGGACUUUAUCAAGCAUGGACGAAAGUGCAUCAAGGAGUGUCAACUAGAUCAAAUGCUGCAAGAGUCCAAGUUUGUACAACUGGAGUCGCUGCAGGAGCUACUGAAAUGUGUGCUGUCGCUGAUAAAAGCGCCAGAGGCGCCAAAAUCUUCUGGCCAGGCAUAUGCCGAAGAUAUCACCGUUUUUUGGAUGGAGUUUCUGGUCAAGAUUGUAGUACAUAAUCGGGAUCGCAUGAUUCCCCUGUGGCCCGCGGUGCGUGAUAAAAUGUAUCAACUUCUACAUGGUAGUGCCCAGAAUGGUUACGAUUAUCUACUCAAUCGUUGCAUUGUGGCAGUGCUCAAGCUGGCAAUCUAUUUGAUGCGGAACGAGGAGCUCUGUCCCAUUGUGCUUCAAUCUCUCAAAAUGCUGUUGACACUUAAACCGGUGCUCUUGCUGCGCAUCUCCAAGCAAGUCUCAAUUGGAAUCUAUGAGCUGCUUAAAACUUCGGCGCAAAACAUUCACUCCGAGCAGGAUUGGCAGAUAAUCUUCAAUUUGCUUGAGUGUGUGGGCGCUGGCGCUGUGCCGCCCAACUUUGAGGAUGCACUGCAACAACAACAACAGCAGCAGCAGACCAAUGGCCACGCCGCAUCGGAUGGCGCCUUGAGCGGGGAGGAGGAUGCCACAGGAGCAGCAGUGGAUCGGGGUUAUACAUCUGAUUCGGAGCUGAGCAAAGCGACUAGCACUGUGGCAGCUACCUCGAGUCCCAGCGCAGAGAACUGGAUACUGGUCAACAAUAAGGACAGCGAGCUAACGACAGCAUCCAGGCCACAAUCACCGCCUAGCUCAAGCACGCCCGUGGCAAGCACAUUGGUAUUCAAUUGCCAACUGCUGGAUCAUGCGCCCUUCGCGCUAUUUAAGUGCUGGGACUCGCUGGCCUUUAUUGUGCGGAGCGUCGCUCACAUUACGCCCUACAACUUUGAGGCGUGCGUACGUUGCAUACGCAUCUUUGUCGAGGCCUGUCGCGAUGGCGGCAUACGUCAGCGUCGCAAAUUCGAGUCGGUUGCCAAGAAGCGCAACGUGAAGAAGCGGCAGGAUUACUCUCGAGAACUUAGCGGCACCAUGUCGAUAUCCACUGGAAAUCUAACUUCGCUGGCUGAUGGAACUGAUAGUCAGCAACCAAAUGCCGCCGAGCAGGAGGAGUUGGCGCAGCGCUAUGAGCAACUGUCCAUACAGCUGUUAGAUCUGAUGUACACAUUGUAUACGCGCACAGCGCAAAUCUUCCGCUGGUGGGCCGAGGAGGGAUGCACGGUGCCACAGUCGGCGGCUCUCUGGACUCCUGGCUGGUGUCCUCUGCUGCAGGGCAUCGCUAGGCUGGCCAUGGAUCGGCGGCGUGAGGUGCGCACACAUGCCAUCUCCUGUCUUCAGCAACGUGCGCUCUUGGUGCACGACUUGCAGACCCUGUCGGGAGCGGAGUGGAGCUCCUGCUUCCAGCAUGUGCUGUUCCCGCUGCUCAAUGAGCUGCUGCCAGAGAGUGCGUCGGCUGCCCAGCUAGAUGCAUCGUUGUUGGAGGAGUCACGCAUACGCACGGCCACGAUUAUGUCGAAAAUGUUUCUACAGCAUCUGACGACACUCAUCGAGCUGGGUGGCACCUUCAAUGAGUUGUGGCUCGACAUUCUCGGCUACAUUGAGCGCUUUAUGAAGGUGGGAUCGGACACGCUAUCGGAGCAGAUGCAGGAGAUACUGAAAAACAUGUUGCUGGUAAUGCAUUCGGUGCGUGUGUUUCACAAUCAGGACGGAACACUGCAACAGGCGCUUUGGGAGCUGACUUGGCGUCGCAUUGGUGAAUUUCUGCCCAAUCUUAAAUCGGAGCUGUUCCACGACGAAGGCAAGCGAGCUCAAACAUUGACCAACAAUGCCAGCGCUCAGCAGGUGCUACAGUUGCCCCAGGUGGAAAUACUGCCUAGUCCGACACCAUUGACAACAGAAUUGGGUAUUGGUUUGCCAGUGACAGCAACUGCUCCGACUGAAGUGAUUCCAACUGCGGCUGCUGCUACUCCAAUGCCUGUGGCUCCUUCUCUAACAGCGAGUGUUGUGGCCACACCCAUCCUAGCAUCACCUGUCGAAUCGCCAAGGCGCAGCAUUAUUCUACAGCCGCCGAUGGCUGAAGCCUUGCAGCAAGCCCCCAGCUUUAUAUUUGCUCAGCCACUGCAGCCCGCCGAGUUGCAGAGCUACACGAAUGGCAGUAGCAGCGUCAACACAUCGCUGCCCGAUCUGGUAAAUGAAGCCGCAGCAGCAGCAACGUAUACGACACCCGUGCACAGACCUUUGGAAUCGCCACAACGAUCACAGCCAAGCACUCCCGUCGUCAGUAGCAACAGCAGCAGUUAUGCCAUUGAGUUGCCAGCGACACCGCCAAGUUAUCAUGAACAACAGCAGCAGCAGCUACUGUAUCAGCAAUACCAGCAGCAGCAGCAGCAGUACCAACAACAGUUGCAGGCGCAACAGCAACAACAGCAGCAGCAGCAGCACCAACAACAGACUAAUGAUGUGCCACUGAGCCAUUUACUGGCGAACAAUGCAUAUCCAUCGCUGGCCAGGAUGCCGAAUGCAUCGAUAGUGCACAGCUUUGCGCCAGUUUAUGAAUCAGCUCCACCUGCGUUGCAGUCGGCGAAUGUGGCAGCUGAUAUCUAUCAGGAGUAUGUACAGAAUCCUUACAAUUUAACCUUGCAACAAGCACACAGUCCACAGCAUGAUCAGCAGAUACAGCAGCAACAAUUGCCACAGGCAUUGGCCCAACAACAACAACAACAGCAUCUACAACCACAACCGGCAGUUGCCUCGCCCGCCAAUUACUUUAGCGCCAAUAUCGAUCCCAGCAAGAUACCACCUGGCUCCGAAUUACUCUAUGGCCAGCAAUAGAUGAAUAAAGCUUAAGCAGUUGUCGACGCCAGAGAUGAAAAGAAAUUCAUAUCUUGUGGUCCUCUUUACUUCUCAUCUGUUUUAGGCAUUUUUAUUUUGUGUCCUCUUUUUAAAAAUGAAAAACUUGUAGUUUAAUUCAAA
Messenger RNA from Drosophila sulfurigaster albostrigata, 6497 nucleotides. RefSeq names its product Golgi-specific brefeldin A-resistance guanine nucleotide exchange factor 1 (gene garz). Gene Ontology annotation, biological process: regulation of ARF protein signal transduction. NCBI's taxonomy places the organism in Eukaryota, Metazoa, Arthropoda, Insecta, Diptera, Drosophilidae. Gene Ontology annotation, molecular function: guanyl-nucleotide exchange factor activity. The record is from RefSeq and is a predicted model, not a curated record.